UCUCCGUACACACUAAACAACCUCGACACUCUAAAGUUAGCUGCCUUGCCUCAAUAACACUUCCUUUUAUAAAAAUUUGAAAAGCAAGAACAAAAAUACACAACGCAACGACGUAGAAGCGCGUGAAAUGGCACUGACAGCACUCUGCCUCUGCGAUUACUAGAUCGUCAUCGAUAUCAUCUUCUUCUUACUUCUUCUUUUGUUACGAAAGCCUCUCUGACACAUUAUUAUUAUUUCAUUGGCCAAAACGAUUGAUUCAGUUGUUCACUUGUUCUUCACUAUCCGUCUACUCAAACCAAACGAUACCGCAUUAAUUUCAGUGUACGCGUUGGAUCUGCUUUCUAAAUAUUAGACUAGAAUGGGGAGUAAAACGACGUCGACGACUAGCAAUCGAGAGUGGAGGCAGAUCUAUGCAAUCUACGGGAUGGAGCAGUGGCAGACGUUAGUGUUUUUGUUGUGUCACGCGAUUUUGUUCUCGGCGUUAUCGGUUCUUUUCCUUGUCUAUUUCGAGCCGAUAUGCGUGAUGUUUCACUCCUAUCUUAGCCUCGGCGCGGCGCGUUUUGCCGCCGGUUUCGGUGGCGCGGUCUUGGCUUUAUCGGCGGUGUGUUUGUUCUUCGCGGCGGGGAAUUUCUUCUAUUCCGCUGUUCCGUUGCAUUAUGAUAUGGCCCAGCGCAUGGUCGGCUCGGUCAACGAUUGGUCAACGGUGAAGAUGGCGCUUGAUAUUGGCUGUGGGAGGGGGAUUUUACUGAAUACGGUAGCCACUCAGCUUAAGAAGACUGGGAGUUCGGGUCGGGUCGUCGGAUUGGACCGCUCUAAACGCACCAGCCUCUCCACUCUGCGUACAGCUAAUAUAGAAGGUGUACAAGAAUACGUGACAUGCAGGGAAGGAGACGUGAGGAGUUUGCCAUUUGGGGAUAAUUAUUUUGACGUGGUGGUGUCGGCUGUGUUCUUCCACACGGUGGGGAAGGAGUAUGGCCACCGGACGGUGGAAGCCGCGGCCGAGAGAAUGAGAGUUUUAGGAGAAAUGGUCAGGGUUUUGAAGCCCGGUGGCAUCGGCAUCGUGUGGGAUCUACUACACGUACCAGAAUAUGUCCGGCGAUUACAAGAACUAAAAAUGGAAGAUAUCACGGUUUCGAAGCGUGUAACUGCCUUCAUGGUGAGUAGCCACAUCGUAUCAUUCCGAAAGCCUAGUCAGCAUUUCACAGGGCCGGACGAGGUCCGACUAGACUGGAGAAUAUGACAUGGCCAAAAAAAAAAAAACCAAAACGAAAGUUAUUUUGAAAAUGAACAAAGAAAUUAAAAAAAAAAUUAUACAUAUAAUUACUUUUUUUUUUUGUCAAAAGAAAAAAAAAAUCUGGGGAGACGAAGCCGACCCAGAUGGUUGGAUGAAUGAUAAAUAGUUGUAAUUUGAAGUUCAGUUGGAUAGUAAUGAAAUGGGUCUAUUAUGUGUGUAUUA
Molecule: messenger RNA, 1456 nt
Organism: Mangifera indica (mango)
Lineage: Eukaryota; Viridiplantae; Streptophyta; Magnoliopsida; Sapindales; Anacardiaceae
Exons: 3
Coding region: 359-1240 (293 amino acids)
Molecular function (GO): S-adenosylmethionine-dependent methyltransferase activity
Source: RefSeq, a predicted model, not a curated record